GCCUCUACAGCCGCCAUGGGGGAACGGUUCGUGGUCGUACCGGUGGACGGAGCCGCCGGAGGAGCAGCACCGGGCCGGGCGGAGGAGGACCGGGAGCCCGCGGAGGGGCUCGGGCUUGACCCCGCGGAGGACCCGGGACCCGGACCGCAGGACCCCGGCGCCGCGGUCCCCAUCCUGGAGUACAACCGGGAGCCCAUUAAGUACGGUGACGGCGUCCCGAAGGAGAACAGUCCCUUCAUCAACAACACCGACAACGACAAGGGCAACAGCUACGAUGGCACCAACAUGGCGCUGUUCGAGGAGGAGAUGGACAGCAACCCCAUGGUGUCGUCCCUCCUCAACAAACUGGCCAACUACACCAACCUGACGCAGGGCGCCCAGGAGCACGAGGAGGCCGACGACGACGAGGGCCCCAAGAAGAAGGCCGUCAAGAGCCCUCAGAUGGGGACCUUCAUGGGCGUCUACCUGCCGUGCCUGCAGAACAUCCUGGGCGUCAUCCUGUUCCUGCGCCUCACCUGGAUCGUGGGCACCGCCGGCAUCCUGGAGUCUCUGGCCAUCGUGGGCCUGUGCUGCUCGUGCACGAUGCUGACGGCCAUUUCCAUGAGCGCCAUCGCCACCAACGGCGUGGUUCCAGCCGGCGGCUCGUACUACAUGAUCUCCAGGUCUCUGGGUCCGGAGUUCGGCGGCGCCGUGGGCCUCUGCUUCUACCUGGGCACCACCUUCGCCGGUUCCAUGUACAUCUUGGGUACCAUCGAGAUCCUGCUGACCUACAUCGUGCCUAAAGCGGCCAUCUUCGUGGCCGAGAGGAAGGAGGACGAGGUGGCCGCCCUGCUCAACAACAUGCGCGUCUACGGGACCUGCUGCCUGGCGCUCAUGGCCGUGGUGGUCUUCGUCGGGGUCAAGUACGUCAAUAAGCUGGCGCUGGUCUUCCUGGCCUGCGUCAUCCUGUCCAUCCUCGCCAUCUACGCCGGAGUCAUCAAAACCAUCUUCGAGCCGCCAGACUUCCCCGUUUGCAUGCUCGGGAAUCGAACGCUGCAGAACCACGACUUCGACAAGUGUCUGAAGACGGAGACCGUGGACAACGUGACGACCACCACCAGGCUGUGGACGCUGUUCUGCAAGGGGCCCGAGCUCAACGCCUCCUGCAACGAGUACUUCAUGAACAACAACGUGACGCUGGUGCAGGGCAUCCCCGGGCUGACCAGCGGGGUCGUGUCAGAAAACAUGUGGUCCCAGUACGGACCCCUGGCCAUGCUGGUGGAGAACCCGAAGCUGGAGUCCGUGGGCGGCAGCGACCCGGCUCAGGACAUCUACAUGCCCUACGUGGUCAACGACAUCACCACCUUCUUCACGCUGUUAGUGGGCAUCUACUUCCCCUCCGUCACCGGAAUCAUGGCCGGAUCGAACCGGUCUGGAGACCUGAGGGACGCCCAGAAGUCCAUCCCCAUCGGGACCAUCCUGGCUAUCGCCACCACUUCAUUCAUCUACGUUACCUGUGUGGUCCUGUUCGGCGCCUGCAUCGAGGGCGUCCUGCUGCGAGACAAGUUCGGGGACUCGGUGAAGGGGAACCUGGUCAUCGGGACGUUGUCGUGGCCGUCGCCGUGGGUGAUCGUGAUCGGCUCCUUCUUCUCGUGCUGCGGCGCCGGCCUGCAGAGCCUGACCGGCGCCCCCCGCCUGCUGCAGGCCAUCGCCCGGGACGGCAUCGUGCCCUUCUGCCGGUGCAGGCUGGUCUUCGGCCACGGGAAGGCCAACGGGGAGCCCACCUGGGCCCUGCUGCUGACCGCCGGGAUCUGUGAGAUCGGGAUCCUGAUCGCCUCGCUGGACGCCGUGGCGCCCAUCCUGUCCAUGUUCUUCCUCAUGUGUUACCUGUUCGUCAACCUGGCCUGCGCCGUGCAGACGCUGCUGCGGACCCCCAACUGGAGGCCCCGCUUCAAGUACUACCACUGGGCGCUGUCCUUCCUGGGAAUGAGCCUGUGUCUGGCCCUCAUGUUCAUCUCGUCCUGGUACUACGCCAUCGUGGCCAUGGUCAUCGCCGGGUGCAUCUACAAGUACAUCGAGUACCGAGGGGCGGAGAAGGAGUGGGGAGACGGGAUCCGGGGUCUUUCUCUGAACGCAGCCCGCUACGCCCUGAUCCGCCUGGAGGACGCUCCGCCGCACACCAAGAACUGGAGGCCUCAGCUGCUGGUCCUCCUGAACGUGGACUCGGACCAGGCCGUCAAACACCCCCGCCUGCUGUCCCUCACCACCCAGCUGAAGGCGGGGAAGGGCCUGACCAUCGUGGGGAACGUUCUGGAAGGAACCUACCUCACCAAGGACACGGAGGCCAAGAAGGCCGAGCAGAACAUCAAGGCGGCCAUGGCGGCGGAGCGCACCAAGGGCUUCUGCCACGUGGUGAUCUCGUCCAACCUGCGGGACGGCGUGUCCCACCUCAUCCAGUCGGCCGGCCUGGGCGGCAUGAAGCACAACACGGUGCUGAUGGCCUGGCCCGGCACCUGGAAGCAGUCCAACGACCCGCAGUCCUGGAAGAACUUCAUCGAGACGGUGCGGGAGACCACGGCGGCCCACCACGCCCUGCUGGUGGCCAAGAACGUGGACAGCUUCCCCACCAACCAGGACCGGCUGGGCGAGGGCACCAUCGACGUGUGGUGGGUGGUGCAUGACGGAGGCAUGCUGAUGCUGCUGCCCUUCCUGCUGCGGCAGCACAAGGUGUGGAGGAAGUGUAAGAUGCGGAUCUUCACCGUGGCCCAGAUGGACGACAACAGCAUCCAGAUGAAGCGAGACCUGCAGAUGUUCCUGUACCACCUGCGGCUGGACGCGGAGGUGGAGGUGGUGGAGAUGCACGAUAACGACAUCUCGGCCUUCACCUACGAGAAGACGCUGGUGAUGGAGCAGCGGUCGCAGAUGCUGAAGCAGAUGCAGCUGUCCAGGACGGAGCGGGAGAGAGAGAUUCAGAGUAUCACUGACGAGUCUCGUAACUCCAUCCGGAGGAAGAACCAGGGCGCCGAUCAGGGCGCCGAGCUCAGCCGCCAGUCCUCGCAGAUGGAGGACACGCAGGAGGACGAGGCGCAGCUCAUCCACGACCGGAACACGGCGUCUCACGCCGCCGUCAACGACAAGGCGGACUCGGGCCCGGAGCGCGUCCACAUGACGUGGACCAAGGACAAGCUGUUCACCGAGCGCAACCGCAGCCGCGAGUGCAACUCCAACGUGGCGGUCCGAGACCUGUUCAACAUGAAGCCAGAGUGGGAGAGUCUGAACCAGUCCAACGUCCGCCGCAUGCACACGGCCGUCAAGCUCAACGAGGUGGUGGUCAACAAGUCCCAGGGGGCCCACCUGGUCCUGCUCAACAUGCCGGGCCCGCCCAGGAACCGGGGCGGCGACGAGAACUACAUGGAGUUCCUGGAGGUCCUGCUGGAGGGUUUGAACCGGGUGCUCCUGGUGCGGGGCGGCGGCCGUGAAGUCAUCACCAUCUACUCCUAACCCCCCUCAGAACCCCCACCUCGCCCCACCCUGCACACAUGGACGCGUUGCCAUGGAGACCGGUCGCCGGGCGUUUCCACCGGGGCGCAGGCCCCGUUUGGUUUGGGAGGCGGGGCCACGUGAUUGACGGGCGUUCCGCCGCGGGACGCCGGGAUGGAGGCGGGCGGAGCCACGUCCGGGCCGCGGGGGCGGAGCCCCGGGUCAAAGACCAUAGACAUAGACACUUUGUACAUUGUUGUUCCCGAGAGCCUCGGCCCUGGUCCUGGUCCCGGUUCCGGUCCCGGUUCUGUUCUGUCCUCUGUGUCAACCUUGUAGUCUUCAGUGUUUGCUGUUCUGGACUUUUCUGGACCUGAGACUGGGAGGGAGGUUAGCUGUGAACACACACACACACACACACACACACACACACACACACACGGUCCCAGGUCCCGGCAGGCUUCCUGUUCUAGGCGUUCUGUUGGUAGGGAGAUAGCCAUAGCUGACCCAGUGCUUUAAAGCAGCACGUUGUUUGGGUUUCGUACUACCGCCGUCUGACGGCUCAAGUCGCUUGCUUCACGUUGGAGUUGAAGAAAAGCACAGCGGGACACUCGCCGGUGUUCCGGUCCUCUUUGCACUCGGAAACGUUCAGCACUUCCCGGCGCUCGGGUUUCUAACCUUCACCUCUCGGACAACCGUUCAGCUUUUCCUCUGGGUCUCAGCGGCAGUAGAUAGAAGCUAUGAGGAGGGAGGAAAGUGCCAAAAAGACUUUGUUUUUAAAGAAGCUGUGGAAGUAAAGUCGGCGGCGUGGAGGAGGCGUGGCGGCGGCGGCGGCGGCGGGUCAGUGGGUCGGGCGGCCGGUGGGUCGGUACCUCCACAGCUUCUUUCAGCCGUAGCCCUGCAGUGUUUUACAGAGCUGCUCUGCUCUGAUCGGUUUCCUGCUGUCUGCUGUCCUGUAGCUCUGCGGCGGCGUCCUGCCCCCCCCCCCCUCCGCCUGUCGGGCAGCAGGAGGCCAGGAGGGGGCGCCGCAGCACCAAGACUCAAUAAACCUACAUAGUUUUAGUCCACAGCGCCUCAGCGGAGCUAAGUUAUUGUGUUUGUUCUGAUCGGAGCGGAGUGUGUAGCAGAGAGGAGAGGAGAGGGGUGUGUGUGUGUAUGCGCGCGCGUGUGUGUGUGUGUGUGUGUGUGUGUGUGUGUGUGUGUGUGUGUGUGUGUGUGUGUGAGAGAGAGACUGUGUGAGAUUGUGAGAUCUACCUCAAGGUGGCGCCGAGCUCGGCCAGAAAGAGCCGGAUGUGGCGGGAAAAGCAGCCUGUGGGAGAGGACCGAGAGAGAGAGGUGUGUGUGUGUGUGUGUGUGUGUGUGUGUGUGUGUGUGUGUGUGUGUGUGUGUGUGUGUGUGUGUGUGUGUGUGUGUGUGUGUGUGUGUGUGUGUGUGUGUGGUGUGUGUGUGUGUGUGUGUGUGUGUGUGUGUGUGUGUGUGUGUGUGUGUGUGUGUGUGUGUGUGUGUGUGUCAGGUGGUCUGGCUGAAACAGGAAGUGGGUGCAGGUGUAGAGGAAGUAGCCCUGUAACUUGUAUUUGUGCCUCUCUGAGUAAAUAUUAAAGUGCUGAAAC
Salarias fasciatus (jewelled blenny) is the source of this 5066-nucleotide messenger RNA. RefSeq names its product solute carrier family 12 member 7-like. Gene Ontology annotation, molecular function: potassium:chloride symporter activity. Gene Ontology annotation, cellular component: plasma membrane. The record is from RefSeq and is a predicted model, not a curated record. Lineage: Eukaryota; Metazoa; Chordata; Actinopteri; Blenniiformes; Blenniidae. Gene Ontology annotation, biological process: chloride transmembrane transport; chemical synaptic transmission; potassium ion import across plasma membrane.